Molecule: messenger RNA, 2862 nt
Organism: Adineta ricciae
Lineage: Eukaryota; Metazoa; Rotifera; Eurotatoria; Adinetida; Adinetidae
Source: the annotation of a GenBank genome assembly
AUGAAUGAAACUAGUGAAGAUAUUAAGGACGAACCACCGUCGAUCGCAUUACCAAUCGCCAAUGUUGUUGUUGUUGAAGAUUCGAUUGCUUCUCGAACAAAAGAAAUUACUAAACGGCCGAAACGCGAACGAAGUCCAACCCUACAAGUUCAACCACCUGCACCGAAGAUAAAGAAAAUCAAAGAGGUCGCACCUAAAUUACCGGACAAAACAAAAUGGACGAUGGAAGAACAAAAACAGUUUUUCAGCGCGCUUCGAAUUUAUGGAAAAAAUUUCGAAGCACUUGGCCAAUGUUUCAAUACGCGACGUCGUCUUAUGAAUCCUGAAGCGCAAAAACGUACUUUUGGUCAGAUACGUUGCUUUUAUUAUCGAUCGUUUCGAACGGUUUCGAAACUUUGUACAUUUACCGAAGAAGAGAAAAGUAACGUCGAUUCGCUGGAAUUACGUUCUGUUCUUGCUUAUCUGUGUUUAAAACCAAAAGUCAAAUGUUUUGAUAAAAAACCAGCAAUAUCCGUGUUACAUCAAUUGAUUCGUAAUGGCAAUGCAUUUUUACGUGUUAAAGGACAACGAGAACAUGUAUCGAUUAUUGGAAAAGCUUUAAAACCGCCUAAGACAGGAAAUACACUCGGUUCAGCAAAACAAUCCGAUCGAACAUUAUCGAAACAUGUGAAAGUUGUACUGAGUCCAGCAUCACCCUCAGCUUACAUGCGUGUCGCAUUAUCAUGUCGAUAUCCUCAUGUCGAAGUUCUAUUGUCACGAACGACGACAAUCAAUGAGUUAAUUGAUAAAUUAACUCAAUAUUGGCAAUUGAACACUCAUGCUCAAUCUUUAGUCAAAGAAGAUUUAUCUCUCGAGCAACUUAUCUUAUAUCCUCAUGGAUCGCAUCUAUUAUCAACUGAUUCUCCAGUUGUAACAAAUGAUUCGACGUCUCUACUUGAUCUUUCAUCAGCACGUAAGCCAUCCAUACCGAAUUCGGAUAAACAAUCUCGUUCACGAUCAGAUUCUGAACAUUCAGCCGAACCGUUAAUGGAGCAUUCGUUAACUUUGCAGACAACAGCUCGUAAACGAAAUAAUUUAUCGGAAAGUGAAAUACCAAAUGAAUCUACGAUUGUUCCUACUUCAUCGAUUUCUCCAUCAUCGGCUCCAGCAACACCAAUUCCUCAACCACCCCCUACAUCGUCGUCGUUAUCGACAUCAUCGUCAUUACUAGCAAACAAUAAAUCAAACUUAGCACGAACAGCUAUUUUACUUGCUGCUAAACGAGCCGCACAUCAUAAUAAUCCAUCAAAUGCCUAUGAUGGAUCUACUUUCACACUUAUCGAUGGAACAGAAGAUGAAGCCGAUAGUAGUGCUGGCUUAUUCAAACAACGAUUAGACACUCUUGAUUUCACUGAUGAAUUUCCGUCGGAGGAUGAAAUCGAUCCCGAUACGAAUACAGCCGCAGCAUCAAUUACUCCAACGGCACCAACAACUUCGUCACCAGUUACUCUAACGGACAUAUCCCAAGGCAUGACUCGAGUUAAUAACAUUUAUUCAACAUUAACGAUUGGUGAAUUACAAAAACUGCUACAACGUCCGAAAGAACUUCGACUUACUUAUGAUUUCAAUAAUCUUACCCGCACAAGCAAUAUCAAUGACACUUCAUCGUCGACCGCUUUUCUUCAUUAUGUGAUUCAAAUGGCAAAUCAAUGCUUGGCAUCAAUCGCUGAUCGACAAACACAAUUAGAAAUGAAAAUUACUAAGAAAUCGAAUACGAAAAAGCAACAAACCUUUCGUUCGAAAUGUUUCUGUUCAUGUUGUUCACACCAACAUCCAAUCAACACCAAGGAACAAAGACGUCCAGCAGCAAAAGCAACCAACUCGCCAAAUGCUGAGAUCUGUGCUUUGUUACAAAUGCCACAAUCAAUUCCAACCCAAGAUAUGAUGAUCCCAAGCAAUGACGAAAUCUUAACUGUACAAACUUCAUUCUCAGGUAAUAAAACAAAUAGUACAAACAAAGUACUAGAUGGUGAUCUACAUGUGAAAACCCUUAAUCUACCACCACACGUCAGCGAACAAUCUGGUAUAUUUGAUACUCUUUCGUGGCCAACGGAUACGGGAGGAAUCGUUCGUGAUCAACCGUCGUCUUCUUCAUUGCUUCAAACGUCAACAACGACGAAUUCAAUAACAGAGCUUCCACCUUUGUUGAGUUUACUGUUACCAAUGGUGAACGGAACGGAAACAGCUCCGACACCAACUGCUCUUCCACCGAAACAACCGGGAAUUAUUUUCAGCAGUAACAAUGGUGUUAUCGAUGAUCCCUUAAUACAAUCAUUAGCCGCUGAACAAGCCGCAUCAGCUCAUAAUUACGAUCUCUUAUCGCAUCGACACAAACGAGUUCGACGUCCACUGCGUUACGGUGAUCAAUCAACUCGUCCUUCAAACAUUCAAUUGUUACUUGAUGCAAAUAUCAAUGCACAGCAAACUGCUGCAGCAAAUCAGCGUCUCCUGUUCAACACAACCAAUAACCAUGAUCUCCCAACUACAUCAAAUAGUCUAUUUACGAGUGAUUGUGAAAAUCCAAAUGAUCUUCUCAACGAUAACACCAAUAUGAGUACUGUUUCUCUCAGCACUACUAUUGUCAACGCAGCAUUACAAAGCAAUACAUCGCGAUUACGACUUGAUUGGCCAGAUAAUAUGUCUGAUUUAUCAUUUGGAAGCUUUCCGGAUUUGCUUGAAUCAUCAACAGCAGGUGAACUCAAUAGUUUUGAACAGUCGACAAUCACAAAUGUGAAUGAACAAAAUAAAUGUGCUUCUGAAAAUUCUAUUUCUGAGGCAUUAUAUGCCAUUAAUAAUACGACAAAUUUAUUACUUCAAAAUUAA